CCGCCGCCCGCCGCCCGCCGGCCCCGGGCCCAGCGCCGCGGCCGCAUCCCCGUCGCCGCCCCCGCCGCCGGGGACAUGUCUAACCCCGGGGGCCGGAGGAACGGGCCCGUCAAGCUGCGCCUGACAGUACUCUGUGCAAAAAACUUGGUGAAAAAGGAUUUUUUCCGGCUUCCUGAUCCAUUUGCUAAGGUGGUGGUUGAUGGAUCUGGGCAGUGCCAUUCUACAGAUACUGUGAAGAAUACACUUGAUCCAAAAUGGAAUCAGCAUUAUGACCUGUAUAUUGGAAAGUCUGAUUCAGUUACGAUCAGUGUAUGGAAUCACAAGAAGAUCCAUAAAAAACAAGGUGCUGGAUUUCUUGGUUGUGUUCGUCUUCUUUCCAAUGCCAUCAACCGCCUCAAAGACACUGGUUAUCAGAGGUUGGAUCUAUGCAAACUUGGGCCAAAUGACAAUGAUACAGUUAGAGGACAGAUAGUAGUAAGUCUUCAGUCCAGAGACCGAAUAGGCACAGGAGGACAAGUUGUGGACUGCAGUCGUUUGUUUGAUAAUGAUUUACCAGAUGGCUGGGAAGAAAGGCGAACUGCCUCUGGAAGAAUCCAGUACCUAAACCACAUAACAAGAACUACGCAAUGGGAACGCCCAACACGACCAGCAUCUGAAUAUUCUAGUCCUGGCAGACCUCUUAGCUGUUUUGUUGAUGAGAACACUCCAAUUAGUGGAACGAACGGUGCAACAUCUGGACAGUCUUCAGAUCCCAGACUGGCAGAGAGGAGAGUCAGGUCACAACGACAUAGAAAUUACAUGAGCAGGACACAUUUACAUACUCCUCCAGACCUACCAGAAGGCUAUGAACAGAGGACAACACAACAAGGUCAGGUGUAUUUCUUACAUACUCAGACUGGUGUGAGCACAUGGCAUGAUCCAAGAGUGCCUAGGGAUCUUAGCAACAUCAAUUGUGAAGAGCUUGGUCCAUUGCCUCCUGGAUGGGAGAUCCGGAAUACAGCAACAGGCAGAGUUUAUUUCGUUGACCAUAACAACAGAACAACACAGUUUACAGAUCCUCGGCUCUCUGCUAACUUGCAUUUAGUUUUAAAUCGGCAGAACCAAUUGAAAGACCAGCAACAGCAGGUGGUAUCGUUGUGCCCUGAUGACACAGAGUGUCUGACAGUCCCACGGUACAAACGAGACCUGGUUCAGAAACUAAAAAUUUUGCGGCAAGAACUUUCCCAGCAACAGCCUCAGGCUGGCCAUUGCCGCAUUGAGGUUUCCAGGGAAGAGAUUUUUGAGGAAUCAUAUCGACAAGUCAUGAAAAUGAGACCGAAAGAUCUCUGGAAGCGAUUAAUGAUAAAAUUUCGUGGAGAAGAAGGGCUUGACUACGGAGGGGUUGCCAGGGAGUGGUUAUAUCUCUUGUCACAUGAAAUGUUGAAUCCUUACUAUGGCCUCUUCCAGUAUUCAAGAGAUGAUAUCUAUACAUUGCAGAUCAAUCCUGAUUCUGCAGUUAAUCCGGAACAUUUAUCAUACUUCCACUUCGUUGGACGAAUAAUGGGAAUGGCUGUGUUUCAUGGACAUUAUAUUGAUGGUGGUUUCACAUUGCCUUUUUAUAAACAGUUGCUUGGGAAGUCCAUUACCUUGGAUGACAUGGAGUUAGUUGAUCCAGAUCUUCAUAACAGUUUAGUGUGGAUACUUGAGAAUGAUAUCACAGGUGUUUUGGACCAUACCUUCUGUGUCGAACAUAAUGCCUAUGGUGAAAUUAUUCAGCAUGAACUUAAACCAAAUGGCAAGAGUAUCCCUGUUACUGAAGAAAAUAAAAAAGAAUAUGUCAGACUCUAUGUGAACUGGAGAUUUUUACGAGGAAUUGAGGCACAAUUCCUGGCCCUGCAGAAAGGAUUUAAUGAAGUAAUUCCACAGCAUCUGCUGAAGACAUUUGAUGAGAAGGAGUUAGAGCUCAUUAUUUGUGGACUUGGAAAGAUAGAUGUUAAUGACUGGAAGGUAAACACCCGGUUAAAACACUGUACACCAGACAGCAAUGUUGUCAAGUGGUUUUGGAAGGCUGUGGAGUUUUUUGAUGAAGAACGACGAGCACGGUUACUUCAGUUUGUGACAGGCUCAUCCCGAGUGCCUCUGCAGGGCUUCAAAGCUUUACAAGGUGCUGCAGGCCCACGACUCUUUACCAUACACCAGAUUGAUGCCUGCACUAACAACCUGCCAAAAGCCCACACUUGCUUCAAUCGAAUAGACAUUCCGCCCUAUGAAAGCUAUGAAAAGUUAUAUGAAAAGCUGCUAACAGCCAUUGAAGAAACAUGUGGAUUUGCUGUGGAAUGACAACUUCAAGGAUUUACCCAGGACUCUAUUUAUACCCUGACAGCCUCCUUUCAGCAGAGUUUCAAGGAACGCUGACAUACAGGAAAAUGCACCCCCCUUUUUAAAAAAAAUUUUAGGAUACUGUGAGGGGAAAGGACAAUUCUGAAAUUCCUUUUCAAGGAAAAAAA
Delphinapterus leucas (beluga whale) is the source of this 2486-nucleotide messenger RNA. RefSeq names its product SMAD specific E3 ubiquitin protein ligase 2 (gene SMURF2). Gene Ontology annotation, cellular component: cytoplasm. NCBI's taxonomy places the organism in Eukaryota, Metazoa, Chordata, Mammalia, Artiodactyla, Monodontidae. Gene Ontology annotation, biological process: negative regulation of BMP signaling pathway; proteasome-mediated ubiquitin-dependent protein catabolic process; protein ubiquitination. Gene Ontology annotation, molecular function: SMAD binding; ubiquitin protein ligase activity. The record is from RefSeq and is a predicted model, not a curated record.